This is a messenger RNA of Homarus americanus (American lobster), 16065 nucleotides long. RefSeq names its product basement membrane-specific heparan sulfate proteoglycan core protein-like (gene trol). Lineage: Eukaryota; Metazoa; Arthropoda; Malacostraca; Decapoda; Nephropidae. The transcript has 112 exons. The record is from RefSeq and is a predicted model, not a curated record. Bases 137 to 15904 code for a protein of 5255 amino acids. Gene Ontology annotation, molecular function: calcium ion binding; protein binding. Gene Ontology annotation, cellular component: plasma membrane.
CACAGCAGUUAGUAGCCCGGCGACCGCCAUUCGUUGGGGUCGUGUUCCUACAGUCUUACCGAGUGUUUCUCCAGUCGUGAAUGUUCAGUGAGAGCGAACCUUUACACUAGAGUAAAGCUUAGUGACCAUCAGCAUCAUGAUGGUCGCCAGGACUGUCAUACAUCAUCUACUUGUGGCUCUCCCGGUAGUGUGUCUGUUCGCAGCCACGCUAACCACCGCUUUUAAUCAGAAUGACGAAGACUUAAUAUUUGACGAUGAGGGUGUCGUGCGUGCCCGGCGUGAGGUGGAGGUUGCCCCAGUGGCUGAGCCCCUGCAGGACUCCUCAAACAUUCAUUCCCACUCUGGCAGACAACGUAGGCAACUUUUCUCCAAUCCUUUUGGAAGUACAUCUGAUGAUGAGGAUGAUGAAGGUUCAGCUAUCGAAGGCUCUGGCAUGGAACCACGAGUUUAUCGUGUGAUGUUCACUUUAGAAAAGCGAUGGACACAGGCAUACAGAAAUAGAGAAGGACCAGCAUACAGGAACACAAAAGCACAGAUAAGCAGUGCAUUCACAGAGCUACUGCAAGAUGUACAAGGGAACCCCAAUCUUCAAGUGGUAGCUAUGACAAAAUCACCAUCAUCCGAAAUUCGGUUGACAGUAGAUAUCACAUAUGACUGGGAGCCUGAAAGAAGUAAUGAAAUAAAGAUGAAGAUUGAGAAUGCUUUACGUAGUGGAUUUGUGGGCAGCCACCGUGUUAGAAAGCAAAGGUUCUCCAUCGAUGAGCAUAAAGAUCCAGCGGAAGGUUGCCGUGGUGAUGACUCGUUUUUAUGUAACGAUGAUGUUACUAUCAUUUGUGAAGUACAGCGGUGUGAUGGUUCAGUGGACUGCCCUGACGGAGAUGAUGAGGAAGGCUGUGAUCCAGCGGAAGGUUGCCGUGGUGAUGACUCGUUUGUAUGUGUUGAAGGUACUAUCAUUUGUGAAGUACAGCGGUGUGAUGGUUCAGAGGACUGCCCUGAAGGAGAUGAUGAGGAAGGCUGUGAUUGCUCAGAGGACGAGUUUACAUGUGAUCACGAACGAUGUAUACCCAAGGAAAAAAUGUGCGAUAUGAUCCAAGACUGCAUGGAUAAAAAGGAUGAGGAAAAUUGUUUUACCACAGCAGCUCCCCCACCAAUACCCUCAUGUCGUUCAGAUGACCAAGGCCCUAGGCAAUGUAAUGAUGGAGUUUCUUAUGCAUGUUAUUGUGAUGGUCAUGAAGAGUGCCCAGGAAGAGAAGAUGAAGACCCACAAACAUGUGGAACUUCGGGGUGUGAACCUGGUGAGCUUCUGUGUGAUUUUGGCACCCGUUGUGUUCAAUCCAGUCAAUUAUGUGAUGGUACCCGGCAAUGCCUUGAUGGACUCGAUGAACAAGACUGUACUCCUACGCCUGUGGUUUGUCCCAGUGAUCAGUUUGCAUGCAACGAUGGUACGUGUAUUGAAGGUUUCCGCCACUGUGACUUUGCUGUGGAUUGUCGUUAUGGCGAGGAUGAAACAUCAUGUGCUUGUGAACCACCAAACUUCAUGUGUAAUAGUGGCAUGUGUAUCAGCCCAGACAAACGCUGUGAUGGUACCCAGGACUGUGAUGAUGGGACUGAUGAAACCGUUAACUGCCCUUGUAAUGAUAAAUUCACCUGUGACGAUGGUCAGUGUGUGGAACAGACUUUGAGAUGCGAUGGGACCCCUGAUUGUAGAGAUGGGUCUGAUGAGAAAAACUGUCCUGAAUGUGAGGGGUCAGGCAUGUUCGAAUGUGACAAUGGGGACACUUGCCUAAGUGAUGAGAAACUCUGCGAUGGUUUCAAAGACUGUUCUGAUGGGUAUGAUGAAUAUGAUUGUUCGGGGCAGAUGUGUCCGCAGGGCAAAUUCAUGUGUGAUGAUGGAAACUGUAUUGAGACCGCUUAUCGAUGUGAUGGGACUAACCAGUGCCUUGACCAAUCUGAUGAAUCUGGCUGUCCCUGUGGAGAAGGGGAAUGGACUUGUUUAGAUGGAUCCUGUGUACCAUCAGAAGUUGUUUGUGACAGAAAUCCAGACUGCAUUGAUCGCUCCGAUGAAGGAAACUGUUCUAUUGAUGUUGUCUGUCGACCAAAUGAAUGGACUUGCAGAGAUGGAUCGUGUGUGGCAGAACGAAAUGUCUGUGAUGGACAAUAUGACUGCCCUGACAAUUCAGAUGAAGAAGAGUGCCAUAUCAAACCUUGUGGCCCAGGAGAAUGGACUUGUGUGGAUGGAUCCUGUAUACCACAGUCUCACCACUGUAACAGAGUACCAGACUGUCUUGACAAAUCAGAUGAGGAGAACUGCCCACCAGUAGCUUGUCGCACUGAUGAGUGGACUUGUGGAGAUGGGUCUUGUGUGCCACGUCAGGCAAGAUGUAAUGGUCAAUAUGACUGUCCUGAUAACACAGAUGAAGAGCGUUGCCCAAUAGUAUGUGGUUCUGGGCAAUGGACCUGUGAAGAUGGAUCAUGUGUUGCUGAGUUUGUUGUAUGUGAUGGCUACAAUGACUGCCCUGACCUAUCAGAUGAGCAAAAUUGUCCGACAACUUGUAGACCAGGGGAGUGGACAUGUUUAGAUGGGGCUUGUCUCCCAAAGGAAGUUCGAUGCGAUGGAUAUCCUCAGUGCCUUGACCGCUCUGAUGAAGAGAACUGCCCAGCAAAAUGUAGCUCAGAAGAGUGGACAUGUGGAGAUGGAUCUUGUAUACUCAAACAAAGACGAUGUGAUCGCCAUUAUGACUGCCGAGAUGGUUCAGAUGAAGCGGGAUGUAUUGAAGAAUGCCAGCCCUGGGAGUGGACCUGUCGAGAUAGAACUUGUCUCCCAAAUGAAGUUCGGUGUGAUGGAAUUCAUCAGUGUUCUGACCGCUCUGAUGAAGAGAACUGCCCAUUGAUAUGCGGAUCAGGCCAGUGGACUUGUGCAGAUGGUUCGUGUGUAUCAGAAGAUUCACGUUGUAACCGUCAGUAUGACUGUCCUGACUACAGUGAUGAAGAUGGCUGUCCUGCAGGUUGUGGCCCAGGAGAAUGGACUUGUGUAGAUGGAUCCUGUAUACCACAGUCUCACCACUGUAACAGAGUACCAGACUGUCUUGACAAAUCAGAUGAGGAGAACUGCCCACCUGUAGUAUGCGGAUCAGGCCAGUGGACUUGUGCAGAUGGUUCGUGUGUAUCAGAAGAUUCACGUUGUAACCGUCAGUAUGACUGUCCUGACUACAGUGAUGAAGAUGGCUGUCCUGCAGGUUGUGGCCCAGGAGAAUGGACUUGUGUAGAUGGAUCCUGUAUACCACAGUCUCACCACUGUAACAGAGUACCAGACUGUCUUGACAAAUCAGAUGAGGAGAACUGCCCACCAGUAGUAUGUGGAUCAGGCCAGUGGACUUGUGCAGAUGGUUCGUGUGUAUCAGAAGAUUCACGUUGCAACCGUCAGUAUGACUGUCCUGACUACAGUGAUGAAGAUGGCUGUCCUGCAGAAUGUGAUCGUACGCAGUGGACAUGUAGAGAUCGGUCUUGUAUUCCACAAGAAGGACGUUGUGAUGGACGGUAUGAUUGUCCUGACUACACUGAUGAAUACUCAUGCCCAAAUGUUUGUGACACUAAUCAGUGGACAUGUGGAGAUGAGUCAUGUGUUCCACAAGAGGCAAGAUGUGAUGGACAGUAUGAUUGUCCUGACUAUACUGAUGAGCAGGGAUGUCAAGAAGAAUGGACUUGCAGUGAUGGGUCUGCCGUGCCAAAACAAGCCCGCUGUGAUGGACGUUAUGACUGUCCUGAUUUUUCAGAUGAAGAUGGUUGUACACCAGAAUGUCGUCAGGGAGAAUGGCAGUGCAAUGACUACUAUUGUAUCCAAGAAUCUCAGCGGUGCGAUAGAAUCCCUCAGUGUCCUGACUACUCAGAUGAGGUAGACUGUCCAGCAUGCAAUUCACUAACGGAAUGGCAAUGUGAUUAUGGUCAGUGUAUUGACCGUAGACUACACUGUGAUGGGAAACAAGACUGUUUAAAUGACAACUCUGAUGAGAGAAUGUGCACAACAGCAUGCAGACCAGAUGAAAUGCGGUGCGAUGAUGGCCAGUGUCUAGUACUUAGUCGACGAUGUAAUGGAAUUGAAGAAUGCACGCGAGGAGAAGAUGAACGUGGCUGUCCUUGCCAACCAGAUGAAUGGAGAUGUCCAAAUGGCCAAUGUAUUCCCGCUGCCUAUCGAUGUGAUGGUCACCAAGAUUGCAGCGAUGGUUCAGAUGAAGACUGUGGAACAGUUCCACCAACUCCAGCAUCUCGCUGCUCUAGUAACCAGUUUCAAUGUAGCAAUGGGAACUGUGUAUCUCAAGCUUUUCGGUGCGAUGGAUUUCCUGAUUGUUCUGAUGGAUCUGAUGAAUCUGAUGCAGAAUGUCCCCCAGAAACCACCUCGUGUUCAAGCAACCAGUUCGCUUGCUCCUCUGGAGAAUGCGUUGGUUUGGACAAAAGGUGUGAUAGAAAAAAUGAUUGCUAUGACAAUUCUGAUGAGAGAGGAUGCCUUCCCUUCCCAGAUCGUGUGGACUGCAGAGAGAAUGAGUUUAAGUGCGCAAAUGGUUUGUGCAUAGAAAAGGCAUGGCGAUGUGAUACUGUACCUGACUGUGAUGAUGGGUCUGAUGAAGAAAAAUGUAUAAGCUGUAGACCAACUGAAUUCGAAUGUGGAGAUGGAAGCUGCAUCCCAGAAUACAAUAGAUGUGAUGGAAGAUAUGACUGCACAGAUGGUUCAGAUGAGCGUGUCAAUUGUGCUGAUUGUGGCCAGAAUGAAUUCCAAUGUGGAAAUGGUGACUGCAUUCCAUUCACUCAGCGUUGUAAUGGGUAUGCAGAGUGCAGAGAUCGAUCUGAUGAACAGAAUUGCAGCUGCAGUAGUGUUGAGUGGCAGUGUGACUCAGGAGAGUGUAUUUUCAGCACAGAAAUAUGUAAUGGCGUGCGGGAAUGCUCAGAUGGGUCAGAUGAAAGAGAUUGUUCAGAUUCUUCCAAGCCUUGCUACGAUGGCCAGUUCCGGUGCAGCACUGGUGAAUGUAUUAAUCACUCUCGCCUUUGUGAUGGCUACGAUGACUGUGAAGAAGGUCAAGAUGAGAAUUUUUGUCCCUUCAACUUCAACUCCCCUUCAAACUCCACCCCUGAAUUUGUUCCCGAAGCCCCAGGUGGAUGUACAUCAAAUGAAUUCCACUGUUUGUCUGGAGAAUGUGUCUCGUCAGGAGUUAAGUGUGAUGGACACGGGGAUUGCUACGAUGGCUCUGAUGAACAUGAAUGUGACGGUUCUGCCAGAAAUUGUUCAACAUCUGAGUUCAGAUGCAAUGAUGGUUCUUGUGUGCCUGAGACCGUACGUUGUAAUCGGAUAAAAGACUGCAUUGAUGGAUCUGACGAGCAUGAUUGUCCUGGCAGAGAAUGUCAGUCAUAUGAGUUUAAAUGCUUGGAUGGUCAGUGUAUAUCACUGAAUGUCCAUUGUGAUGGAAGAGUAGAUUGUCGAGAUGGAUCUGAUGAGGCUGGCUGCAAUGAAGAAACUACCACACAACGCUCAGAUUUCGAAAAUUAUAAUUCAUUUUGGUGUUCAGAUGGAGUACGUAUUGAUAGUUCACUCGUUUGUAAUGGCAACAAAGAUUGCAGUGAUGGCAGUGAUGAGGCUGAAUGUAAUUACGGAACAGACUAUCUCAGCUUGAAAACCUACCCCGAUAACCAGAACAUCCAGCAGAUUCCUGAAGGCCGUGAAGUGGUGUUCCAGUGUCGUGAUGAAGGUACAAUAAGAGCACCUGUGCGCUGGGUAAGAGAGGGGAACCGUCCAUGGCCUCCUGGAACUACUGACAAUCGUGGUCGCCUCACUAUGCCCAAUAUACAGGUAGAGCAUACUGGCACAUACUACUGUGAGGCCCAAGAUGUACCACCUUCAACACCAGGGAUAAGGAAAUCUGUCUUCCUACAGGUUACCCCAUAUGUGGUGGUGACCCCAUCCCCUACACCAGCCUGUGGAAUAAAGGAGGCAACAUGUAUGAAUGGUCAGUGUGUCGAUAAAGACAAGGUGUGUGAUGGCGUCUUUGACUGCAGUGAUGCUUCAGAUGAAAUGCGUUGCAAUCCUUUGGGUUGUGAACCAAAUGAAUUCCAAUGUGACAACAAACGAUGUGUUCUGAAGACAUGGUUAUGUGAUUCAGAUGAUGAUUGUGGGGAUGGUUCUGAUGAGAGGGACUGUAAUACAACUUCAUCUGAUUCACAUUGCAGGUACAACGAAUUUGCUUGUCAUGAUAGGAACCAAUGUGUACUUAAGUCUUUCAAUUGUGAUGGAGAAGUUGAUUGUCAAGAUGGGACUGAUGAAUUGGGAUGUGGUAAGCCCACAAUUCUUCGGCCUCCUCCUCGCAACAAGAUGGUGCAAGUUUAUGAAACAUUCACAUUAACCUGUUUGGCAAUUGGCACUCCCGUUCCUAUUGUUGUAUGGCGCCUUAACUGGGGACAUGUUCCGGACAGAUGUGAAAUGACUAGUGACAAUGGCGAAGGCACACUAGUAUGCCCAAGAGCUCAAGCUACAGACCAGGGUGCUUACUCAUGUGAAGCUCUCAAUAGCAUGGGAUCAGUAUUUGCUCAGCCAGACUGCAUUGUACAAGUAAAGGGUGGUUCACCUGUGUGCCAGCCACCACAGUUCAAUGCAGCAGCUGUCACUUCACAGGACUGUCUCACCUGCUUCUGCUUUGGAGCCACUGACCAAUGUCACUCUGCUGAUAGGUUCAUCACCCAGCUUCCUCCUCCUUCAAGUGAUUCUUUUUCACUGGAUAGUGUUAAUCUGGAUGCGCUCAACGGAAACUAUGUAAUCCGUACUGAUGUGUAUUCAAUUCCACCACGGUAUGUGAAACCUCAGUCAGCUAAUGCAGUUCAACUAUCUGUGGAUCGCACCAAAUUAAACGUUCCCACUGACCUUCUAGUAUUCUUCUCUCUACCUGACAGUCACAAAGGGCAGCAACUGUCUGCUUUUGGUGGUUAUCUCCGUUACAAAAUUCAAUAUUUUAUCACACGUUCUGGGAAGACCAUCAGUGGACCAGAUGUGAUUAUGAUGGGAAAUGGCUUAACUCUUAUGCAUAUACAUGAUGGGAAAUUCCUCCCCGAGAUUAUAAAUCAAGUAGAUGUGAAGUUCCAAAGUGGCCAGUGGUUCAAGACAGUGGUGUUUGAUGGGCAAGCAGUACAGCCUCACGAGCCAGCCAGCAGGGAAGAAAUCAUGAUGGUAUUAGAAAAUAUGGAACUGCUUUUAAUAAGGGCCCUAUACAGUGAUGGAUCAUAUGUGAAUGCUACUUUAUCAGAUGUGCAGUUGGACACUGCUGUAAUACCCGGUAGUGAACAAGGUCGAGCUGUGUUGGUUGAGGAGUGUAAUUGCCCCCAAGGCUACAUGGGCUUGUCUUGCCAGGAUUGUGCACCAAAUUAUCGCAGAGUGCAAGUUGGACCUUGGCUAGGUGAAUGUGUGCAAGAUAUAGAAUGUGGUCCUCAAGAGUAUGGUGACCCUGUAAAGGGUAUCCCUUGUCAACCAUGUCCUUGUCCACUUUCUACACCCACUAACCAGUUCAGCACUUCUUGCUACUUGGAUACUGAUAGUCGAGUAACCUGCAAUUGCCGACAGGGCUAUCAAGGUCGCCGUUGUGAAGUGUGUGCCAGUGGUUAUGAGGGCCAGCCUAACGUGCCUGGGGACAGUUGCCGGCCAGCGAGUGAAUGUGAUCCAACUGGUAGCUACUCUAGGGAACCAGAUGCCAAUACUGGACGCUGCCAGUGCAAGAAAUUUGUUACGGGACCUAAAUGUGAUCAAUGCCAGCCAAAUUCCUUCUACCUCAAUGAGAAUAAUCGAGAUGGCUGUAUUGAGUGCUUCUGCAUGGGCAUAACACGAGAGUGUACUUCAUCCAACUGGUACCGACAGCAGGAAUCUGUUUCCUUCACCAAUGAUCGUCAAGGGUUUGAACUUGUAGACAAGUUUCAGCACAAUACCAUCAGCAAUGAUAUAUUUGUUGACUCAGAUCGACAAGAAUUGGUGUUCAGCGAGUUCUCUAGACUUGGUCAGGAGGUUUACUAUUGGAAGUUACCUCGCCGAUUCCUUGGCAAUAAGAUAUCAUCCUAUGGAGGCAACCUAACAUACAGCUUACGUUACGUACCAGCUCCAGGAGGUCAAAGUUCAGCAAAUAGUGCCUGUGCUGUUGAAAUAUUUGGUAAUGAUAUAACUCUGAAGCACUACAGCAAGAGAGAGUUGAGUGCUGCUAGACAAGAGACUGUGAGCGUUCCACUGAAUGAGCUGGAGUGGGAACGACAAGAUGGUCAGAAAGCUAAUCGUGAGCAUUUCUUAAUGGUAUUAGCAGACCUUGAAUAUAUUCUCAUCAAGGCUACAUACACCACAAACUCUGAAGAAGUAGGGUUAAAGGAAGUAAUUCUGGACUAUGCGGAGCCUCGAAACACUGGCCAGGUGCGAGCUUUUGCUGUAGAGAUGUGCGAAUGUCCCGUAGGCUAUCAAGGUCUUUCCUGUGAAGAUUGUGCCAUUGGUUACACACGAAGUUUAUCUGGUCUUCACUUAGGUACAUGUGAACGUUGCAACUGUAAUGGACAUUCAGAAGAAUGUGACCCAGAAACUGGAGUUUGUUCGAACUGCAGAGAUAACACUGCUGGAGAUUUCUGUGAUGAGUGUGCACCAGGGUUUAAUGAAGACAGUAGUGGUCGAUGUUACCACCAAGACGGUGAAGGAGACUGUAAUUGUGACCAGCGAGGUGUUAUUUCUUGUGAUCGAGGCGUUUGUCGGUGUAAGGCUAAUGUACAAAGAGGUAACUGUGAUGCCUGUCAACCUGGAUUCUUCCAUCUUUCAAGUGGAAACCCAGAGGGAUGCCUACAGUGUUGGUGCAGUGGUGUCAGCGCUCAGUGUUUUUCAUCUAAUUUCUAUCGCACCCAGUUGCCUAUGCAGCUCCUAGUUGACCAUGGGUUCACUUUCACAAAUCGACUGCGGACAAACACGAUCAGAGAUGGAUUUGACAUCAAUGUAGCUAAUAAUGAGAUAUCUUUUGCUGAUUUUGCCAACCUCAAUGAAAGAGAAUCAUACUACUGGUCCUUGCCACAGAUGUUCACAGGAAACCGCCUCCCAUCUUAUGGUGGUAAUUUAACCAUAACUCAACGAUACCAAGAACAUCCAGGUGGUAAUACAUACUCUUAUCCAGAUAUUAUUAUCAAAAGUUCAGGUGACCGGGAAUUUAUUUGGAUGAGUCCACGAACUCUUCCACAGAACAUCGAAUACACUUAUGUUGUUCAUCUCACUGAAGACAGCUUUACCAUGAAUCAGCGGCCUGCUUCAAGGUCACAGUUCCUGAAUGCUCUAUCAUCUGUGGAUGCCAUCCUCAUUCGUGCUUCAAUAAGUGACAGAAUGCAUGCCACUUUCUUACGGGAUGUGAUCAUGGAUACUGCUGUACCAUCCCAGACUGGACAGCCUCGGGCAUUAGAAGUAGAGCAGUGUCAGUGCCCCAAGGAGUAUAGUGGAUUAUCAUGUCAGCAAUGUAAGCCUGGCCACUACAGAGACUCUGCAACAAAUCGGUGUGUUCAGUGCCCAUGUCAUGGCCAUGAAGAAUCCUGUGCCCAGCUUGCAGAUGGUAGAAUUAGGUGUGACUGCUUGCCAGGAUAUUAUGGCCCCGACUGUAAUGGAUCAGGUCUGAUGCUCGAGCUUAGGCCCACCAAGGUUCUCUUCAACCGACACAGCAGUGAAGUUUAUGAAAAUUUUACAUGCUUAUACUACUCCUAUGAGCCACUUCGAAUCGCUUUUACACGCGAACCCACAUUAGUAGAAGAUGGUGUUCCCAUGGCCCUCACGGAUACUCAGGCACCCCACAGUACAGAGGAAUACACCAAUGGGGCAAAGCACUUUGCUGUCCUGCGCCUCCUCAAUGGCCAUAAGACUGUCACUUGCCGGGUUUAUGAUGCUGAUAACAUGGAAGUGGCCCAGAUGGUGUCACAAAUUAUGUAUGUCAGUCAAAAACGGAGAUCAUAUUCUCCCCCAGUUCCAGACGGGCAGCCAUUUAUAACUGUAACUAUCUCUGAACCAAGAGUUACAGUUGCAGCAGUAGGUUCAACUGUUCAGUUCCAGUGUUCAGCACGAUCUCUAAGUGCAACUCAGAAUCUAGUUUCUGUCACUUGGAACAAGGCUGGUGGCGAACUACCGUAUGGAAGAGCAUCAGACAACCGUCGUGGUCUUCUUGUGAUCUCUCGGGUUCAAGUGACAGACGGUGGCACCUAUAUCUGUGCAGCAACAGAUGGCCUUGGCAGAGUGGUAACACAGAAUGCUACUCUUACAGUGGGAGCAGGAGGACGUCCACGUGUUACCAUAGAAGAACGUAGAGAAGAGCUUGAGGUAAUAAUUGGGGGAACUCUGUCAGUCCGCUGUUCUGCCACGGGAAGCCCACACCCUCAGGUUGUUUGGACUUAUGGUUCAAACCGUGAACAACUUCCUGUCAAUGUGUUUCAGCAGAAUGGAGUUCUUAGAAUGCAAAAUGUUUUACCAUCUUCCUCUGGUGAAUACUUCUGCACAGCAACAAAUGCUGGAGGAUCAGAUUAUGCUCGAAUCAUCAUUAAUGUGGUAACGGCUGAUUCAAUUCUCACUCCAACUGGAAGACCAAUUAUAAUUGUUCAGGUUCCAAAAGAAGUGGAAGUUUGGUCAGGAGAGACAGUACGUGUUACCUGUUCUACUGGUAGUCCAGGAAGCUUGAGAAUAGAGUGGAGUCGACUAGCACGACAACUUCCCUCACAAGCAGUAAUUGAAAGUGGUGAGUUACAAAUUCCUGAUGCUCGCCCAGCAGACAGUGGCACAUAUAUAUGCCGAAUUACAGAUGAAAGAACCAACUCCUUUGAAGAGUCUAUAACACAAAUCACUAUCACUGCAAACAUACCAACAGUGCAAAUUCGGCCUGAUCGCCAGACUAUUAACCAGGGUUCAACUGCAGAACUUCAUUGCAUUGUGUCUGGUGACCCAGCUCCAGUUAUUACAUGGUCAAAGGUGAAUGAAGAAUUUGGUUCUGGAGUAAUUGCAGAUGGAAAUAUUCUUAGAAUAACCAAUGCUGUGGUAAAUGAUCGUGGCAUGUAUAUAUGUGCAGCUGAAAAUAAUGGAGGCACUGCACAGGCAGCAGCAAUAGUGGAAGUUGAUCGUCGUGAACCUCCUGUAAUUGAAAUAUAUCCUGAAGUGAAACAGACCAUUGUUAUUGGUGCAAGUGCCCUCUUCCAGUGCCAUUUGACAGCGGGUAUCCCCAACCCAGUUGUCCGAUGGGCUCGUACUGAUCGUCGUCCAUUAACACCCAACACCGAAACCUUAAAUGGGGGUGUUCUCAGAUUCAACCAGGUUCAAGGUGAUGAAGAAGGAUCAUACACUUGUACAGCAGAGAAUGCAGCUGGGACAGUAACAGCUGUUGCCAUACUGGAAAUACAAUCAUUGCCAGUAAUAACCAUUCGACCUGGGCCCUCACCACACUCAAUACGUAUUGGUGAGCGUGUUCGCUUUGAAUGUUCUGUCCAAGGUGACCCAGCUCCAUCUGUGUCCUGGCAAAAAUUGCAGGUCAACUUCCCAUCCAACAUACCAAGUCAAUCAGUUAGUCCUGGUGUUGCUGUAUAUGAGAUUGCCAGUGUUACAAGAGCUGAUGAAGGGACUUACCAGUGUACUGCAAGGAACUCUGCUGGUAUGAGUGAGGAGAGAAUCCAGUUGACUAUUGAGGAUAUUCUGCCUGGCAAUCGGCCAGCAGAAACUCUUCCUGAACAACCUACUAGGCCAGAUGAUUCUUCAACAAUCUUUGUUCCUGUUGGAGGGUCUUAUGAUUUCUCUUGCUUUAAUCGUGGUCCUGAUGCAGAUAAUACCAGAUUUAUUUUUGAGCGUAGUGACGGGCGACCACUACCAGUGGGGGCCCGUAUUGAGAAUAAUGUUUUGCAUCUGAAUAAUGCCGAUGAGUCUGCAUCAGGAGAGUAUCAGUGUGUGGGUGUAGAUCGUCUAACAGGCAGAAUUCUUUUUACCAUCUACUCUCAAAUUGAAGUUCUUGGAGACCCGUGUACUCCCCGAGCUCGAGCACCUCCACGGAUAAGUUUGGACCCAGCACGUCAAGUUGUACGGCCUGGAGAGAUAGUUCGCAUUCGCUGCUCAGCCACAGGUCCUCAACCCAUUACCAUUAACUGGUCCAAGGAAUCUGGAUAUAUGCCUCCAUCUGUUAUUAUUAAUGGUGGUGAAAUGAUGUUCCGUGGAAUUAAGACAUCUGAUGCAGGCCGGUACAUCUGUGAAGCCAUCAACAGCGCUGGCACGACAAGAGCUGUUGCUGAAGUGAUUGUCAAUGCAACCAAGUUUGAAGACAAUCCUGAAGUACAUCUCCAGAAUCCCACCAAAAAUCCUAGCUCAAAUUUCGGUGGCAUCGGGGUCACAGAAGAUUUAUUUUUUGAUAAUAUUGAUGGUGAUGACAUUGAUCCAUCGUCAGCUCCUGCGGAAGGCUAUUUUCUGAGUGUACAGGAGGAGGUGAUGUGUAAAUUUUUAUGCCAAGACCACUCUCUGUGUCUUACCCCUUCCCAAAUGUGUGAUGGAAAUCCUGACUGCCCAGAUGGUUCUGAUGAACAGGACUGUCUAUUUGAUAACCUCAUGGCAACCUGCCCUGACUCUCCAUGUGGCAACAAGGUCUGCAUACCUCAGCACAAGAUCUGUGAUGAUAUACCUGACUGUAAUGAUGCUGCUGAUGAAAAAAAUUGUCAUGACAACAUAUUCGACUUAACUAAGUGCUCGGACUUCUUCAAAUGUGGUGAUGGUUCCUGCUAUUACUUCUACCUCAACUGUGAUGGCCAGUGUGACUGUAAUGACUGCAAAGAUGAGAAAGUUUGUUUCCGACGUAGAAGGCAUAUUACUCAUGAGGAACCCCUGUUGGCAGCAUUCCAGCAGAAUAUGGUAAUGUAUGUUGGUCAAACAGCAGAGCUGCGUUGUGAAGCUUCAGGAAUCAACCCAAGUGAUGUAAGAUGGACCCGUAUGAGAGGUCGCCUCCCACCCGGUGCUAUAGAACAUGGCAAUCUCCUCAGAUUACCUUACGUCCAACCCGAAGACAGUGGCAUGUAUCAGUGCGAGGCCAUCACGCCCUCUGGAUAUCGUAGCUCAGACGUCAUCACCCUCACUGUUACAAGACUUGAAUCUGUAGAGGUUAAAAUCCGUCCUAGCCGUUCAAAUGUUCGCAUCGGCGAUGACGUAGAGUUCACAUGUGAAGUUCGUGGUGGGUCGGAUGCUGCUUUGUCUUGGUCAAGAAUGAACUCAGGUCUACCUUCUAAUGCUCAGCCUUGGAACAACGUCCUCAGGAUUUUCAAUGUGCAGCCUGACAAUGGUGGAGUUUACAGGUGUACGGUCACAACAGCUAAUGGUGUCUUUGAAGGAAGCUAUGCUCUAGCUAUUCAAGAUAUAAUAUCAUCGCCUGUUAAUGGUCACCAUCCACGUUCAGUGGAAACAAGAUCUGUGGCCUUUGGUUUAGGGAUAGUGAUGGAGUGUCGUGUAUCGCUUUCUCCACCUGUGUCAUUCACAUGGAAUAAACAAGAAGGGGAAUUACCUGUCAAAGCCCGUAUUCAAGAGGCUGUCUUGGACAUCCCUGAGGUGCACACAGAGGAUGCAGGUCUCUAUAUCUGCACAGCCAGCAAUGAAGAAAGAAGUACAGAUAUUCCAACUCUUCUUCUUGUUACUGGAGUUGUUCCCAGGUUUGAAGAAUCGUCAUAUUUAUCAUUGCCAACACUGCCAAGGGCUUAUCUCGUUUUUGAUCUGGAAAUUUCGUUCAAGCCGGAAUCAGCAGAUGGUUUAAUCCUGUAUAAUAGUCAACGGGCCGGGCGUGAAGAUGGAGACUUUGUAUCAUUUGGUAUGAGUGGAGGACAUGCAGAGUUUCGUUUUGAUGUUGGGUCUGGGCCAUCUAUUAUACGCUCCAGGUAUCCCCUAGAAAUCAAUCAAUGGCAUACUGUGAAACUCUCCAGAGACCGAAAGGAAGGAAAAAUGAUUGUGGAUAAUAGUAAACCAGUUCAUGGCCUUAGUGAAGGACACUUCAUUGGCCUGGACCUUGUUGAGCUUAUGUACUUAGGUGGGGUGCCAGACUUCAGCAGAAUUCAUGAGCAGACAGGCUUUUCUUCAGGAUUCAGAGGCUGUAUAAGUCGCCUAGUGAUCAGCAACACCGUAACUGUAGACUUAAUGAGAGACACAAGAAAUAAGGUAAGAGUAACAUCUUGUGAAACUUGUGCUGGCAAUCCAUGUCAAAACAAUGGAGUGUGUCAAGAAGCAUACACUGAAAUGGGUCAUAAGUGUAUAUGUCCAGCUGGGUUCUCUGGUGGGCUGUGUGAAGACACUGGCGAAUCCUGCUAUCCAGGUGUGUGUGGUACUGGUCGCUGUGUCAACAAACCUGGAGGAUUUGAAUGUUACUGUCCAUUUGGUAAAUUGGGACAGCGUUGUGAACAGGACAUCACAAUCCAUGAGCCAGCAUUUGGUGAUGAAGCUUACAUUGCAUACCCAACACCUAGAGCACUAAGACGGUUUUCCGUAGAUAUGAACUUUAAACCUGAGAAUUUAGAUGAUGGGGUAUUGAUGUACUGCGCACAAAAAGAAAGUGGAGAAGGUGAUUUUGCAUCAUUAGCAAUUCGAAAUAAACGUCUGGAAUUCCGAUUUAAUACUGGAAGUGGUACUGCCACUAUUCAGAGUGAACCUCUUCAGCAAGGCCAGUGGAUUGAGGCCCGUGCAAACAGAACAGAUCGUCUUGGCUCCCUGAUGGUCAAUGAAAACCCAAUGCAAAAUGGUGAAUCUCCAGGAUCAAAUCGUGGACUCAACCUAGUUACCCCACUAUUCAUUGGAGGUAUAGAUCAUUCUCGAAUAGCAAUAUCCCCCGAAGUAGGAGUUAAGCGUGGAUUUACAGGAUGUGUAUCAGAGAUUAAAUUAAUGGACCAGGAUGUCAGACUAGCAGAGGCGCUGGUUGAUUCAGCCAACGUUGGUCAGUGUGGAGGAUCAUCAUCUGUAUGUAGUAGAAACCCUUGUAGAAAUAAUGGGCAUUGCACUGAUGACUCUUCUACAUCUCAUGGAUAUGUAUGCAAAUGCCAAGAAGGCUACAGUGGUCGUGACUGUGAGGUGGAGCCUGGAGUGUGCACCAUGGUUCAGCCAUGUCGCAAUGGUGGUGUAUGCAUUGGCUCUGGAAAUGACUACUCCUGUCGCUGUCCACUUGGCUUUGCUGGACAUCACUGUGAACAUUCUGUUGAAAUUGAAGGUUCGGCUUCCUUUUCAAGUGAUUCUUGGGUUGAGUUUGAUCAGUCACUAUUGCCACAAGAGGGAGGAGCCCCUCAGAAAGUCACUUUCGAGUUCUCAACACUAAAGCCUGAAGGCCUUCUUUUCUGGUAUGGUCAAGAGUCAAAUGUGUCUGGACGUGGACAGGACUUCAUCAGUGUUGCCCUUAGAGGUGGCUAUGUUGAAUUAAGCUAUGAAUUAGGAACUGGGCCUGCAGUGGUUCGGUCUUCAAGUCAAGUAAAUGACGGAGAGCGGCAUACAUUGAUAGUCAGACGUACUGGACGGGAAGGCUAUUUGAAAUUAGAUAGAUCUUCGCCUGAGACUGGGGAGAGCCCAGGUGUUCUCCACAUGCUCAAUGCAAAGGGCAAUAUAUAUAUUGGAGGAGUACCAGACUUCCAGGUUAUGACUGAUGGAGCACACACCAGUGGCUUUGAGGGUUGUAUCCAUAGGCUAAUUAUUGGUGAAGAAACAGUGGUCAACUUUAUGGAUUUGGCCCUCUCAGGCAUUAAUGUCACUCCAUGCCCGAGUUCCAGAACCACGGGAAAUAUGCAUGUAACCAACAGCUUUCAAGAGAGAGAUUUCACCAAUGGAAGGAAUUACAACCGCAGGACAGUCAUCAGUAGAAAGAAGACUGUUCAUACAUCACGAAAGAACAUACAUGGCUAAGCAGAGCUUAAUUGCCAAUUUUGGAGGCAGAGAGAAAAGGGAAGAGGACGUCGUAGGGGUUAACCUAUAGUGCUAAAAACCACUUCGCUGUUGCCAUCAUAUGGACUAGUCUUCCAGCAGGUGGAAAACAGGGAUGCCAUCAAAACUGCCACUACCCCAGU